This is a messenger RNA of Protopolystoma xenopodis, 300 nucleotides long. The record is from the annotation of a GenBank genome assembly. NCBI's taxonomy places the organism in Eukaryota, Metazoa, Platyhelminthes, Monogenea, Polystomatidea, Polystomatidae.
AUGUCAUACAAUACUGUCUGUGAUUUUGGUAUCUCUGCGGAGCUGGUCGAUAGCCUUGCCCAGAGUAAUGUCGGUACCCAAAAUUAUCUCGCUCCCGAACGGAUCAGUCCCAGGGAGCGCUCUGGUUAUCGGAUCCAGUCUGAUGUCUGGUCACUCGGCCUGAGUGUUCUUGAGAUGGCUAUUGGAGAACAUCCUUAUCCUAAGACGGUGGAUUUUUUUCAUCAGCUAGAUCAGGUACAUGGUAAUCGCGUCUGUAAAGAAAUACUGAGAGAUGAACCAUUGGUUCUCAGGGUUUCUUAA